Molecule: messenger RNA, 805 nt
Organism: Cylicocyclus nassatus
Lineage: Eukaryota; Metazoa; Nematoda; Chromadorea; Rhabditida; Strongylidae
Source: the annotation of a GenBank genome assembly
CUUCAAACAUGUUGGCGUCCUAUUCCCUUCCUGUUACUCGUGAUGAAACUGUGAAACCUUUGCUCACAUUGGAUCAGACCUAUAUUAUCUUUGACAUCGACCGUAAAGACGACGCAUCUGAAGUGAUACGUAUCAGCAAAGCACCACGAGUUUCAAAGAUAGCCUUCCGUUUCCAGACAAAUGCGCCCACUCGCUACAUUGUCCAGCCAAGUUCUGGCAUACUUACCGACUGCAAUCCCCUCCCUGUAAAAAUUAUCUUGUAUGGAAAUCGCUACAAUCCCAAUCAUUUGCUUUUGCUACAAGCUGUAGAAGUGCAAGGAAGUGAAGAUCGUAGAAAUGUUUGGCAGAGUUUGAAAAUGGAAAGCAGAAGCGUGUAUACAAUUCGUUUUCAACUUGGCACUACUGUUUUGGGCAUCAGUCAAAUACUGAAUUUUGACGACACUGAAAGCAGAAAAGUUCAGCAAGGAAUUUUACGUGUUCUACGCUUGAGUCGUAAAGUUGGAGCGCCAAAAGUUCGUGAACUUGAAUCAUUGUUGGAGAUGCUAAAAGGAGACGAAGAAAUCCUUAAAAAUAAUGUGGAUCAAACAAUGAAGAUAAAAAGCAUAAUAAAAGCUCAGCUGGAGCAAAGAAAAAAAACAUCCGCUGACCUUACGACAAGACUAGCGGACAUUGAAAGAGAAUGUGACGCACUCAAUAGAAAGAUAGGAGAAGAUCAAGCUGAACUUCAGAAAAUAUACGACAACUUUCGUCUACCUGCCCCAGCCACUAAGUAGGAUUUUCAUCGCAGAAGACAUCAUAACAAAAC